AAAACCCAAAAAAACAAAAUUCGCCAAAAGCUACUAUCGGCGCCAUGGGAAUCAUUUUGGUUUUGGUCUUCUUUUUUGAAACACAAAUUUUCCUACCUAUUCUGUUAUAUAAAAAAGAAAACCCAUUCACCAAUUCUCACUCAUUCACAAACCCUAACUUUCUCAUCCUCUUUCUUUCAUAGCAACACUUCACUACACUCUGAAAGAUGGAGACUCGCGCAUCAAAGAAAAGAGCCAACACCAAUCAACAACCUCCACAUGUCAUCGUUCCCAAAAGACAGAGGGUUGUUUUGGGUGAAUUUCCAGAUCUCAAUCUUCCUGAUUUUGAUUACCAACCUACUCAGAAACUCCAAUGUCCCAAAAAUCCCAAUCUCAACAAAUCAAUCUCAACCCUACCUUUCCUUAAUUCCAAUUUGGAUAAGCCUUAUGUAUCAGACAUAUUCGAUUAUCUUCAAACCAUGGAGAAAAAGAGAAGACCAAUGUUUGGUUAUAUGGAGAAUGUUCAAAGAGGCAUUACAUCAAACAUGAGGGGCACAUUGGUUGAUUGGUUGGUUGAGGUUGCAGAUGAAUACACGCUUCUUCCAGAAACCCUUCAUCUCUCUGUUUCAUACAUUGAUAGAUUCUUAUCUAACCAACCUAUCAUUAGAUCUAAGCUUCAGUUGCUUGGUGUUUCAUCCAUGCUCAUUGCAUCGAAGUAUGAAGAAAUCACCCCACCAAAGGCCAUAGAUUUCUGCCAAAUCACUGAUAACACAUAUGAUCUUGACGAGGUUUUGAAGAUGGAAGCUGACAUACUCAAAACCCUGAACUUUGAAAUGGGCAACCCUAAUGUCAUCACAUUUCUAAAGAGUUUUGUUGGGAUUGCUUCUGAGAAUCAAAAGACUUCCAAUUUGCAGUUUGAAUAUCUGUGCAAUUAUCUUGCCGAUAUAAGCCUGCUGGACUAUGAAUGUAUAAGAUUCAUGCCUUCAAUUGUGGCUGCUUCUGUUAUCUUUCUUGCUAGAUUUAUUCUCCGGCCUGGAGUACAUCCUUGGACUUCAUCCCUAUGUGAAUGUCUGGGUUACAAGUCGGCUGAAUUGGAAGAAUGUGUUAUGAUUUUACAUGACUUGUAUUUGUCAAGAAGGGCAGCAUCCUUCAAAGCUGUUAGGGAGAAAUACAAGCAACAAAAGUUCAAAUAUGUGGCAAACCUCCCUAGCUCGCCAGAGAUACCAAAUUAUUACUUUGAAGAAGACUGAUGCAGUGUGAAUAACUUAGUGAAUGACUGAAUGUGGUUCAUGACUGACAAAUAUAUUUUUGGUGGCUAUGCGGUUUAACAAUCAACUUAAUUAGCUCAAGCAUAAUUAUAUGAUAUUCCAGUCACUGCCUGCUAAUUUUUUAUGAUAAUCUUAAUGACCAAGUUCCUUUGUGUUCAAGUUGUCACUUGUUAAUACAACCUAUGCUUUUGGGGUCUUGUCUUUGAUAGGGUAUACUACAUUGGUUAGUGAAACUUAAAGUGUUGUUUUAUUGUUUAUGAUUUGUAUGGUUGAAGUAUAAUUGA
Messenger RNA from Medicago truncatula (barrel medic), 1531 nucleotides. Its product is annotated as putative cyclin-A3-1. The transcript is spliced from 7 exons. NCBI's taxonomy places the organism in Eukaryota, Viridiplantae, Streptophyta, Magnoliopsida, Fabales, Fabaceae. The record is from RefSeq and is a predicted model, not a curated record. Bases 207 to 1229 code for a protein of 340 amino acids.